Molecule: messenger RNA, 2074 nt
Organism: Xenopus tropicalis (tropical clawed frog)
Lineage: Eukaryota; Metazoa; Chordata; Amphibia; Anura; Pipidae
Gene: plppr1
Product: phospholipid phosphatase related 1
Exons: 8
Coding region: 333-1310 (325 amino acids)
Biological process (GO): phospholipid metabolic process
Cellular component (GO): plasma membrane; neuron projection
Source: RefSeq, a predicted model, not a curated record
CCCCUCCUCCUUCUCCUCUCCGGAGCAAGUGGCUUUCUAAUUCCUUCCAUUAAUACAAGCAGUGGAAACCUGACAAACCUGGAUCUACAGUAUUUGGAACAUACAGAUAAAGAAAUAGACAAGAGCAAGGAAAUGGGUGAUUGAUGCAAUGAUUUGGGCUUAAAGCAGGUGCAUUUCUGCAGGGAAAAAGGAUAUCAUAAGCAUCAGGAUGCAUUCAUAUGGGAUUCUGAAUCCUGCAAGUUGCACGGGAUAUCGGCACUCUUAGCUGAACAGAUUGGCUGCAAAAGAGAGACUGGAAUUUGAGAAAUUUUUGAUUACCUGACAGAAUAGAAAUGGCUUUAGAGACCAACACUCAUCGAAGUUAUUCAAUUAUACCAUGCUUCAUUUUUGUGGAGCUUGUUAUCAUGGCCGGGACUGUUCUGCUUUCAUACUAUUUCGAGUGCACGGAUACUUUUCAAGUUCACAUACAAGGAUUUUUCUGCCAAGAUGGGAAUCUUAUGAAACCAUACCCAGGAACUGAGGAUGAAAGUUUUAUUUCCCCGCUGGUAUUGUACUGUGUGCUGGCAGCAACGCCAACAGCAAUUAUUUUUAUUGGUGAGGUGACUACAUACUUCAUCAAAUCAACUAGAGAAAAUCUGAUCGUUCAAGAAAAAAUGAUUUUGACAGGGGAGUGCUGUUACCUGAAUCCCCUUUUUAGGAGGAUUAUACGUUUUAUAGGUGUUUUUGCAUUUGGACUUUUUGCAACUGACAUUUUCGUUAAUGCAGGUCAGGUAGUCACAGGAAACUUGACUCCUUAUUUUUUGACCGUGUGCAAACCAAACUACACUGCAUCAGACUGUCUCAUUUACCAUCAGUUUAUCAACAGUGCAAACAUCUGCACUGGGGACCCUGAAGUCAUAGAGAAAGCAAGAAGGUCUUUUCCAUCCAAACAUGCUGCUCUAAGUAUUUACUCUGCAUUGUAUGCAACGAUGUACAUCACAAGCACAAUAAAAACAAAGAGCAGCAGGUUAGCGAAGCCUGUACUAUGUCUUGGCACUCUUUGCUGUGCAUUCCUUACUGGACUUAACCGUGUUUCAGAGUAUAGGAACCACUGUGUGGAUGUCAUAGGUGGUUUUAUUCUAGGAACAGCUAUAGCUUUAUUUUUGGGGCUAUGUGUUGUACACAACUUCAAAGGACUGUAUGGAGCUCAGUGUAAACCUAAGCCUGAAGAUCCAAGAGGGGUGCCCCUUAUGGCUUUUCCAAGAGUUGAAAGUCCUCUAGAGACUUUAAGUGCACAGAAUCACUCAUCAUCUAUGACAGAAGUUACCUGAAGUUACUAAUAAAAGGAACUGUUUUUAUAUUUCAUUUAAGUGCAAGUUUUGGGGGAAAAAACACAGUUAAAUAAUCUUAAACUGUGAAUACCAGUAUUAUGUUAUAGCUAGUUAUAGAAGCUGAUGUUUUGUACAUUUUUGUUUACGGAAGUGAUGUAGCUUGCCCUGAAUAUUUUUUUCAUUGUCAACUUCAACAUCAUGUGUUUAUACCAUUAUCCGACUCCCUCUUCUAUUGUGUAUGGUGCACUAAAAAAAGAAAAAAAAAGGAAAAGAAAAAUGCCUCUUUUGGAUUGUUAAUGUUAUGUGAUGUUUGUAUACAAUUUUUGUAUUAUUUUAUAUGCAUUAUUAAGCUGCAAUGUAAAUUAAAUGCAAUCAUAUACUUUUGACCUUUAAUACAUAAAUGAACAGGAGAAUUUUAUACUUGACGUGUACAGGAGUGAAUAAAAAAAAGUUUUCCGUUGUACAACUUGAUACUAAAGAAAGUUGUGAAUGCUUGUUCUGUAGGCUUGAAAACAUUUAAAUAAAACAGUGAUUGGUAGCAGCAAAUUUAAAAAAAAACCUGUAAACUUUCUGUAUUGCUGAAUGAGAUAUGCUGUCUUCGGUGUUAAUUUAAAUAAAUAUUGUGCAGUUCAAUGCUUCAGUACCCACUGAUGAAUCUGAAGAUUUUCUUGGCACUUUCCAAAAGCACUGAUUGAAAUACUCAAAGCUGCAUUUAGCCAUCUCUCCUGUUACCAUUUAAUUUAAUAAAGUCUGUUGUUUGUAAA